AUGCCGCCAAAUCCAGCCGCGCGAUCAACACUGUCCCGAUUGACAGCACCAACAGCUGCCAGCAUACCAUCUCAAGUCUUGACAUUCCCCCCGCUUCCGCCACCGACAUUCUAUCAAUUGCCACCAAUGAGCCAUUCUCUCCGAGGCGCCAUCCCUCGACAUCGGUACAACGAGCUGGCAAAUCACUACACGCAGGCCAUCCUCCAGAUUGAAGCAAUGUCGGCGCACUGUGCAAUGGCUGAAAUGGAGAUACAACGGCUAAAACGAAAAGAGAACUUGAAGGACAACCGCGCAACCAAGAGACAGAAACUCAACGCGGAUGCGAGGGUUAAAGGCAUAGAACUCGCGAGGCAGAAGGAAGCAGAGCAGAGAGAGAAGCAGCAGGCGAAGGAUGCAGCUCGGGAGGCUCGCGCAGCAAAGGAGAACGAGGAAGAACAACACCGUGUGUCCCGAGAUCCAAACGAACCCUUUUACGGCUCCCUCUCGUCGAAGAAUAAAUCUGAUUUGAAGGAUGUUGCACACGCUCUCAAGCUGUCAAAGGAGGGAACCAAAGAAGUGUUGCUCAAGCGAAUCCAGGAUCAUUUUGAUGACCAUCCUCACCUUCGGGUCGAUCAACGCUUCCAUGGUUUAUUUAACCGCGGACGACCUCGAGCUUCGGAACCCAAUCCCGCACCUCCUAGCUUCGAGCCCAAUCCUCCGCCCUUAACCCCUCAGCCGCUUCGACUAGCUCCCUUUGCCUUACAUCCCACUCUCGCACUUUACAAUAUCAACGGUCAUAAUAUUCAGUAUCAAGGAAAUGAUGUGCAUAAUUCAUACCUCACCGUUCACGAUGUUCAUCCAAGACUCCCUUACAUUAUCCACCCACCUACUUUUAAUCCAUUGGCAACUUCUAGUUAUACCGUAAAUAUCUGA
This is a messenger RNA of Pleurotus ostreatus (oyster mushroom), 912 nucleotides long. RefSeq lists its product as uncharacterized. The coding region runs from base 1 to 912 and encodes 303 amino acids. The record is from RefSeq and is a predicted model, not a curated record. Lineage: Eukaryota; Fungi; Basidiomycota; Agaricomycetes; Agaricales; Pleurotaceae. The transcript is spliced from 2 exons.